ACUUCCGGUCCCAACCGUAUACUGCAUAAAAUAAAUAAAAUUCUCAGACCAAAGGCAGUACUGCUGCAGACCACCGGGGUUCCGCAGACCAAAGAUGCGGCGGCUGUGGAUAUACUCGGGGCUGUAGAAAAAACUAUUACAGACUAUCAAGAAGAAAUCCUCAGAUCGAAAGAGGAGAAUGAUCGUCUACGUCAGCUGUUGCUAGAUUUCGGCUUCAAACCUGACAGGCAAUCACUAAUUACAGACGGCGAACAGUUCAUUGUUCCUGUAACUGCAGAGGACGUUGCCACAGAACAGGUGUGGAGUGAGCAAGAGAACACGGAGUCCUUAUGCAUCCCCCAGUGUGUGGACAGUGAUCAGUGCUCACACCUUUACCAGGCUGUGAAAAACACCAAGAAAGACAGUCAAUCUACCAAUGCAACUGAACAGAUCAAAACCAAACAUGGUGGACAAGACUAUGUGGCGUCAGAAUCCACCCGUGACUCAAAGCCUAGGUCAAAACAAAAACAGGGUAAGAAUGGGCAGAGUCUUCCUGACACUGGGACAGUCAGUGGGCUGAGUGCAACAAGGAGGGCUCCAACAGGUGAUAGACCGCACAAGUGCCUUGUGUGCAGAAAAGGUUUCAAUAAUAAGAACCAUUUAAAAACACAUCAGAGGAUUCACACAGGGGAGAGGCCACAUUGGUGCAAAGAAUGUGGCAAGUGCUUUAACCGCAAGGGUGACCUGGCCACUCACAUGAGGACACAUACAGGAGAGAAACCAUACCAGUGCAGUGUUUGUGGCAAAAGCUUCAGGCGAAACAGACUGAAUGAGCAUAUGAGAGUACACACAGGGGAGAAACCCUAUCAUUGCACAGACUGUGAAAAGGGCUAUAAAACAGUAAGUGAUCUAAAACGCCACCAGCGCAUUCACACGGGAGAGAAGCCAUUUCGAUGCAAUAAUUGUGGUAAAUGCUUUAGUCAGAUGACAACUUUGAAAAAACAUAUGAGAACUGUUCAUAAGACCUUAAAAUUGCAGAGCAGUGAGCAAAGCCCAGAUCUCUGAUAUCACAGAACAAAAUGUUAUGUCAACCUGGUACCAUCUGUAUGUGCAUUGGCCAAUCAAUUCCUCUAGCUAUUGGUCUCUAUCAUUCAUGUAUACAGGAUGUCAAGCAGCUUUAUUUGUCUCACAGCAAGUAUGAAUUCCUUCCUAUUCAGCACAAGCCUAGCAUCAAACACACUUCAGAAAUGUGUUGUUCAUUUAACCGCUUGCGCCAAUCAAAAGUCAUCUUUUGAGUGGCAAAAAUAUGGACAUCUUAGACCAUUUUGUGUGUUUAUUGCAUCUGUAUUUUUUUUACCCCAACUGUUCAUCCAAGUGACUAGGCAUCCCGCUGUAAUGGAAAUAAUGACACUUGCUCGCCAUCAUCUUUGUGAGCUCUGUUGCACAAAGUCCCGUCUGUCUUGACUCAUCAUGCCAUCCUGAAACUGGCUAUUCAGCAUCACAUCUCCAUGUGCUACAUGUGCACAUUUUGGUCAGUCUGUGUGUUGAAAAUCUAUUUUACACAUCUGUUAUUUUGGGACAUUGCUACACCUUCAAUAUCUUCAAGACAAGAUUCAUGUCAUAAUGUAUUUUCAUGACUUGUGUAGAAACUAAAGGUGAUAUGCUAGGAGGCUUUUGAAAUUUAAAAAAGAGCACUGACAAAAAUGUCCAUUUUGGACUAUCCCCAAAUCCAAAGUAACGUCACCACACUCUUAGUGUGGGUUCUGCUGACCCAGAUUUAUACCUAAUUAUGGAACAAAACUAUCUUUCAACUUUGUACAUCAAUUAUUUAUUGUUAGUGCUUUAGUUUCAUAAUCAGAUGAACUAAAAUGAAUUGCAGUCCAACACCAAGUUUACCAUAUCUUAUGAGGUUUACUUUAUCAAGGUUAAAUUGUUACAUAACUAAUUUUGUUAUUAUUAGUGUUGUUGUUUAUUCUGAUACAGACUUCACAUUUUGCUGCUAUAAUAUGUAAUCUCAAAAGGAAAUCAUUUGGGGAUAUCUUUAAUUGGAAAUCUGCACAUCCUACUCUGCAUUUUUAAAAGUCAAAGAAAGUUUAGGAUAUACAUUGGAUGAUCUUUACUGAUAGCCUGGUUGGAGUAAUGUUAAUUAAUCAAGAGAUCAAAUAAAAUAUUUUAAAGUUCAGCCCAGUUUACAUUAUAAUGUAAAGAUGUUUUAGUGAUGACACACUUCAUACUGAAUAUUGAUGCAUGAAUAUUUGGAUAGACUGGUAUACACCCACACCAUCCUGUUGUUGGGGUAUGGCAAAAAAAUUCCAAUACAGAAAGUAUG
Molecule: messenger RNA, 2308 nt
Organism: Esox lucius (northern pike)
Lineage: Eukaryota; Metazoa; Chordata; Actinopteri; Esociformes; Esocidae
Product: zinc finger protein 22-like
Exons: 3
Source: RefSeq, a predicted model, not a curated record